GAAGCUGUUUUGGCCUUGGCAAUACCAAACCAACUUUUCUCAAACUUGUUAGCUGGCAGUCACUCGAUUCCACAACUUGGCUCUUUCCGAGUUAACUCAAUAACCACCACCGAGUCACAACUCACCCCAACUCGCUCUCACAGUCUCUGUCUUCUUCUUCUUCUUCAACCUUGUUCCACCAUGACCCACCACACCACCAUUUCCGAUCACACCCAGAAAACCCUUUGAUUCGAUCGACCCAAAAGCAACCUCAAAAUGAUGAACCAAGACCACUACGAACAACAGCAACCACUCCAUGAUCCUCUUCACGCUUCCCAAGACGACGGAAUGGAGUCACUUGCCCUCAACGACGACGGAAACUCCUCCUCCUCCGGCCACCUCCAACAGCCGCUCAGCCCAGAUUCCCCCUUCAACUCGUUCCUCGACCCUCCUUCCUACGCCGAGGCAAUCUUCACCUCGUUCGAUGGCAACGGCCACGACGCGACAACCCACGAACCCACCACCCAAUCCGGCUCCGAUUACCUCCACAUCUCGGUCUCCGACCCACAAGAGGAGCAGGAUCUCACGAACUCCCUCGUCGGCGGGAAUACCUUCCAGACGUAUCUUAUCACCACGAGAACCAACGUGCCGGAGUUGGGAGGACCCGGGUCCGAGUACAGCGUCCGGAGGAGGUUCCGGGAGGUUGUGACGCUGUCGGAGAGGUUGUCGGAGGCGUACAGGGGGUAUGUGAUUCCGGUGAGGCCGGAGAAGAGUACUGUGGAGAGGCAGGUGAUGCAGAAGGGGGAGUUUGUGGAGCAGAGGAGAGUGGCGUUGGAGAAGUAUUUGAGGAAGCUCGGGUCGCACCCUGUGAUUGGGAAGAGUGAGGAGUUGAGGGUGUUUCUGGAGGUUCAGGGGAAGCUGCCUCUGGCGAAGACCACCGACAUGGCGUCGAGGAUGCUUGACGGGGCGGUGAGGCUGCCCCGGCAGCUGUUUGGGGCGGAGCUGGCGGUGGUGGACUCGAGUGAUGUGGCUCAGCCUGCUAAGGGUGGGAGGGACUUGCUCAGGAUUUUCAAGGAGUUGAAGCAGUCUGUUACCAAUGAUUGGGGUGCUGCCAAGCCUUUGGUUGUUGAGGAAGACAAGGAGUUUAUGGAGAAGAAGAACAGCUUGAAUGAGUUUGAGCAAAACCUCAGCAAUGUUUCUCAGCAGGCUGAAUCCCUUGUCAAGUGUCAGCAAGACGUGGGUGAAACAAUGGGUGAACUGGGGUUAGCUUUUGUGAAACUUACUAAAUUUGAAACAGAAGAAGCCAUGUUCGAUUCUCAGCAAGUACGGGCUGCUGACAUGAGAAAUGUGGCGACCGCAGCUGUUAAAGCAAGCAGGUUAUAUAGAGAGCUGAAUACACAAACAAUCAAACAUUUGGAUAAACUACAUGAAUACCUAGGAACAAUGCUAGCAGUCAACAAUGCAUUUUCUGAUCGAUCAAGUGCAUUGUUGACAGUUCAAACACUCUCAACAGAACUAGCUUCUUUACAUUCACGGAUUGAGAAGCUUGAACUUGCUUCAUCCAAAAUAUUUGGUGGAGACAAGACUAGGCUGCGGAAAAUUGAUGAGUUGAAAGAGGCUGUUAGAGUUACUGAGAAUGCUAAAGUUUGUGCAGAUAAAGAGUAUGAACGAAUCAAGGAAAACAAUAGGAGUGAGCUUGAAAGAAUUGACAGGGAGAGGCAUAACGACUUUCAAAACAUGCUGCGAGGGUUUGUUGUCAAUCAAGCAGGUUAUGCAGAGAAGAUGGCUGCUGUGUGGGAGAAGCUAGCUGAAGAAACAGCUACAUACUCAAGAGACAGCAGCUAAAACAUGCUUCGCUGUAAAUUUUGUUUGUCCUUAUUAUGCUACUUACUAGAUUUUUAUUUCAUUAGUUUUAAGUUCAUGUAGACUAGAAAUACUUCGAACUUUCAGCAAACUUAGUUGUAACUAACCAGAGUUGUAUAUGCAGCAUAACCUUUUUAAGACAUUCAAGAUUCAAUGUGGAAACGUUUAGACUAA
Messenger RNA from Lotus japonicus, 2016 nucleotides. Its product is annotated as sorting nexin 2A-like. The transcript is spliced from 5 exons. The record is from RefSeq and is a predicted model, not a curated record. Bases 256 to 1824 code for a protein of 522 amino acids. NCBI's taxonomy places the organism in Eukaryota, Viridiplantae, Streptophyta, Magnoliopsida, Fabales, Fabaceae. Gene Ontology annotation, molecular function: phosphatidylinositol binding.